Malaclemys terrapin pileata is the source of this 3698-nucleotide messenger RNA. RefSeq names its product APC membrane recruitment protein 1 (gene AMER1). The coding region runs from base 216 to 3671 and encodes 1151 amino acids. Lineage: Eukaryota; Metazoa; Chordata; Testudines; Emydidae. The record is from RefSeq and is a predicted model, not a curated record. The transcript is spliced from 2 exons. Gene Ontology annotation, biological process: regulation of canonical Wnt signaling pathway. Gene Ontology annotation, cellular component: plasma membrane. Gene Ontology annotation, molecular function: phosphatidylinositol-4,5-bisphosphate binding; beta-catenin binding.
GAGGCCGAGGCCCCGGGUGCUCGGCGCGGGGGGAAGAGCGCGGACAAUGCACAGGCUGGGAACUUCCUGCCGCGGCGGGUGCGCUGCCCGGGGAGAGGCGAGGGAGCCCGGCCGGCGCUCGAUCAAUCAUGAUGCUUUGGUCCACACGUCCUGAAGAAGACUCUGCUACCAAUAUCUUCAUUUCCAGCUAAAUAUACGUGGCUGUAACAGCUGCCAUGGAAACGUGCUGUACAGAGGAGGCCGUUGGAACCAGCUCUCCAUCUGUCAUCUGCAGGCAAGUUGAGGGAGGGGACCGGAAGCAGGAGGAGAGCAGAGCAGGUGACCGGCUGCCUGAAUGGAGCGAUGUUUCAGUUGUGGCUGUGGAGCAGGCACCCCCUGGCAAGCUGAAGAAAACUGCCUUCAAGCUCUUUGGGGGGAAGAGGAGCAUAUGCACCCUGCCAAGCUUCUUUGGAGGAAAAAAUAAAGGCCAAGGGAAGGGAGCCUCCAAAAAGGGUCUCAGUAAAAGUAAGACGCAUGAUGGGAUCAGCGACGUUGCAUAUGAGGAUGGGAAAGGGAGGUUGCGGUUGGAGAGCCCCUUGAAUGGAGGGAUGGACUCGCAUCCUCGCCCGCUGCCAAGCUCUCAGAGCGCUCACUUGGCAACAGACGCCAGCGUCAAAUUUGAGUUUGGCAGGCAGGAGAGCUCUCCCUUGGGGAGUGCCGAGGGCUUUGAGAAAAAGCCCAAUGGAGACAAAUCGUUGUCCUUCCCUAGACCCAAGAAAGGGCUGAAGGGGCUUUUCAACAGCAUCCGGCGCCACAGAAAGAACAAAACUGCUGAGUCUGAGAAAGCGGAGUGGGCUGCUGAUUGUGGGGAUGGAAAGCAAGUCAAGAAAACUCGAGAGGCGGGGGCUGAAACCCAGCGAGCCUCUGAGGAGGAGAGUCCAAGAGGCACCCCUCUCCCCGCACCAUGCACAGGGAGCUUGGAUGGUAACUGCUCACUGAGCACAACGACCAACCUGGGAGAAAACACCGACUGGCUCAUGGCUGCUCAAAGUAGCUCGGAAGGAGAUGCAGCAAUGGUGCCUGUGGGCAAAGACGAUAUUCUAGAUGUGAAAUUGGAUGCAGAGACUAUUGUCUGUGCCAGCUCCCCCUACGGUGGCCUCCCAGAUGCACACCAUCCUGACUACGCAGACAACGACCCCCCUUCAGUACACUCCGGAGACCAGCUCAGCUUGAUCUUUGGAGAUGUCACUUCCCUUAAAAGUUUUGAUUCUCUCACUGGGUGUGGAGACAUAAUUGCUGAGCCAGACAUCGACAGUAUUGCUGAGAGCACGAUCUCCGUGGAGCGCAGUAGAGACGCUGCCAAGAGAAGCUCAUGCCUUGUCACUUACCAGGGAGGAGGGGAGGAGAUGGCCAGGCCAGAGGAGAUAGAGGAGUACCUCCAGCAGCUGUGGGAGGGCACCACCGAGGCGGACAGCCGCUACGAAACCAAGCUGCCUCAGUCCAUAAACAGUCCCAACCUGCAGGGAGUGAAUAGCAAGCUGGAGACUUGCGGCUUACGUGAGGCGGCGGCCCAUCUGUAUGCUGGAGGUGUGAUGGAUGAUGUAGAGCUCUUAACACCACCCAGUGACCAGCAAGAAUCUGCCCCCAAUAGCGAUGAGGGUUAUUAUGACUCUACCACACCAGGGCCAGAGGAUGAACUUGGGGAAAUCAAGAAGGACCGUCUCCCAAGAGACAGUUACAGCGGUGAUGCACUUUAUGAGUUUUAUGAGCCCGAUGACACCCUGAUGAGCCCCUCUCUCGGGGACGAAUCCUUAUUUGAGAGCAAAGCAUCUCAUCCAGAGAUCUUCAGCCGCUUCUUAGACUUUGCUGUCCCUGCUGAGAAGAACCUUAUUCAGAUGAUGGGGCAGAGCAGCGGAGUGAUGGAGACUGAGGAAGAGAGGCUGGCUGCUAUUCAGAAACAGCUGCUGUAUUGGGAGCUUCAGAGGGAACCAGCUGUAAAACGUCUGGAUGUCCCCAGCAAAGAGAAAUGUCCCAGAGACAAGCAAUACAUUGAAUGUAAUACUAGAGCAGCCAAAUUAAUUGGCAAAAAUCAGAGUUGCCUUGGUAGCGAGCAAGUUGCUUCUCCAGUUUUGAGCAGAAGUGUAGAUGCUGGGAUUUCAGUGUCGAGACUGGAAAAUCCUGAGUGGAGGGACUUUCAAGGGACACAGUGUCCAGAAAAGUAUUACAAUGGCCAAAAAGCCCAAGGAAGUUGCCUUAUUCAGCUCAUGAAAAACAACUCUGUGUUUGAUUCUGAUUUGGAUCAUGCAGUGUUUGGGGGACUAAAUAGCUUAGUCCCAGCCAAAACUGUGACCGUGACCUGUCCCAGCUACAGAACACCUGACCCUGAUAGCUGUUUUCAAAAUGAACACCGCAGCAGAGUGGAAAACUGCCUCAGGGAACCCCAGACAGAAAGUGAAUGUGAACCCGAGCAUGCUGUUAACUUCUCUCAGGCGCUGGUUGAGUUCACUAGCAGCGGCACUCUCUUCUCCAGCCUCUCUGAAAGCCUUGGUAGCUCUGAUUCAGGUUCUUCCUUCACUCAGAACCUUUCUGUCCUUCCAACCAUGGUCACUUUUGACAUAGUGGAUGUGGAGCAGGAAGGUGAGGGAGAAUGUGAGCAGCAUCUGGAGAUGAAUGCCGACGAGGACAUUGCUGCAUCCUUUGAGGCCUUUGAUGACAGCUACGUGCAAAAGGAGUCCUUUGCUGAAUGUGAUGAACGAAUGUUCCCGGGAUAUCCCCAAGACUCUUUCCAGAGCUGUAACUGGGGUGUUGGCAGCCUUCCCCGUCACCUGCACCUGCACGGCUUGAGCCCCUCCAUGCCAGCACCACUCUCCAUCAACAGAAGGAGCAGGUCACUUGACACGGAGAGCUUGGAGUUGGAGCUUGCAGAUAUGCCUUUCUCCAAGAAUGGCCUUAAGCCUUGUCAGCUCUGGUCUAAAUGCGACAGUGGCAAAAAGGACUCUGUCUCCAGGCUGAGCAGAAGCAAGGAUAGCAUUCAGCUGUCUCCUUCCGAAGGAGGAGAAGCUGAUGGGGUCCUUACUUGGCCAGGGUUGCAGCAUGUAGAGUACAAAGCCGAGCUUUCUUCAGGGGGAGAGAAACCGUGGAGCUGUACUCCGACUGCAAGGGCUGCUGUUGUCGAAAGCAACUGGAAUACAUCUGAGCAGUCAGAAGUGAAUUCCCCUUACGUGUCCCUGGGAUGGAACAAUGCCAGGGAGACUCCGGACAGGAUGCCUCAGGAUACUGGGGCCAGUAAUUUAAUGCUUCAGACACCUAGACACAUGGUCAGACCAUCCAAUUUACCUCUGCAGACUGAGACAAGACAGGCCCAAGAGGUGUCUAGCUCCUACAGGUAUCCUAGAGAAAAUAUGGCCAAAAAGCUGGCUCGCGUGCUACCUUUGGGAGAAAAAGGGGCUGACUUACCUCAGAGCUUCGCUUUCACGCAGUCCCCUAACAAAACCGCAAAGUGCAAACUUGUUGGCAUUACACAAGGAACGCUCCAGUUUCACGAUGGCACUGAGACCUUAAAACCCUCAGCUUGCUUUGCUGAGCGUUAUGGAAGCUCCAGUACAGACCUGCUGAAAGAGGGACCCGUACAUGGGAACACACUGCCCAUUAGCUGUCAAAGCACUACAGUGAAUGUAACAGUAGCCAAAUAGCUAAUACUGGAGGGCUGAGGGAGGGCA